UUACAUGUUUUAUGGUUUAUAAUCAAACAACUCUAAACUUUUGGUAACCCUAUUUUGACACCUAAAAAAGUCAAUCAUCAAAAGCUCAAAUCGCCGCCGUAGAAACCCUCACCUCCGCCGUACACAGUUCACUCCAAUGGCGAACGCUGCUGACGUGGACACACUCGAUUUCGAGCCAGAUGACGAUGAUCUCAUGGACGAAGACGCCGCCGUUGACGUAGACGCAUCUUCACCUAGGGUUUCUGCUCACAUUCCUAAACUUAAAUCCGCCAUCACCGGUGCACCGAAGAAAACCAAAGGCCGUGGAUUCCGUGAAGAAACCGGUGCUCAACGUGACGGCCGUAUGUCUGGCCGGUUUGAUUCUCUUGAUUCCGGUGGCGGUCCCGGUCCUGAACGAUCAAUUGAAGGGUGGAUUAUUCUCGUAACGGGGGUACAUGAAGAAGCCCAAGAAGAUGACUUACAAAAUGCAUUCGGGGAGUUUGGGGAAAUUAAGAAUUUACAUUUGAACCUUGAUCGUCGGACUGGUUUUGUGAAGGGGUAUGCACUAAUUGAAUACGAAAACUAUGAGGAAGCAGAGAAAGCUAUAACUUCAAUGGACGGAGGUGAACUGUUGACUCAGACAGUCAACGUUGACUGGGCGUUCAGCAAAGGUCCUUUUAGAAGGAGAAAUAAUAAUAAUAGGAGAAGGUCAAGAAGUCCGAGGAAGAGGUUCUGAUUUGGUGCGUUGUUGACGCAACAUUGUGCGGGAUUUGUUUAUGUUUUGUUUUAGGUUGAGUGGAGUGAGUUUAACGUUUCUAAUAUGUCUUCGGUCUCAUUUGAUCUAGUGUUGUGUAUUCGAAGAUUUUAGUUCUCACAAGGUGUGAAGACGCUGCAUCUUUCUGUACUUUGUAACGUCGUUUGAUAUUUGUACAAUUUGCAACAAGAUUAUUAGAAAAAUGUGAUGCUUUUGAUGUGUUGUUUUC
Helianthus annuus (common sunflower) is the source of this 962-nucleotide messenger RNA. RefSeq names its product RNA-binding protein Y14A. Gene Ontology annotation, cellular component: nucleus; cytoplasm; exon-exon junction complex. Gene Ontology annotation, molecular function: mRNA binding. The transcript is spliced from 4 exons. The coding region runs from base 137 to 715 and encodes 192 amino acids. Lineage: Eukaryota; Viridiplantae; Streptophyta; Magnoliopsida; Asterales; Asteraceae. The record is from RefSeq and is a predicted model, not a curated record. Gene Ontology annotation, biological process: RNA splicing.